CGAGCGGCGUGCCCUCGCCGCCGCCGUCGAGAGCCUGGCGCAGCGCGUGGCGGGCCGGGUCGCCGACUUUGAGGAGCAGCAGCCGCGCCAGCAGCAGCAGCAGGCCGGUGGCGGCGCCGAGGCCGCCACAGGCCGUUUCCAGACCACCCUCAACGGCCUCCUGCAGAGCGACGACCGCCUGCUCGCGAGCUUGCAGAAGCUCGGGCAGCAGUUGGAGGAGCACGAGGUGCACGCCGGCGCCGAGAAGGCCCGCGAGACGUGCGCGCGCCUGAUCAAGCACACGGUCGAGAUGAUCCGGACCAGGCUCGACCGCGUCUAUCUCGAGGCGGUGGAGUCGGCUUUGUCGUCCGAGACGCUGGCCGCGUCGGUAGACGAUGUCAAGGCCGUGGAGGCAGAGCUUGAGGAGUUGUAUACGGAAAUCCUCCCGGUUGCGCAGAUGUCUGCCGAGCAGCAGUUCCUCGAGCCCAUGGUUCAAUCGUUGCGAGAGCGGGAUGCCUCGAAUCUAGCCCGGUCGAGCGAGGCUAUGAACUAUGCGGAAGGCUGCCUCGACUACCUCCUUGCAAACAUGUCCACUCUGGCAGCCCACGUCGAGGACAUCAAGGCCUACGAGUCGGCCUCCGAGGUCAUCAUCCGCACGGCAAAAGCCGAGCUCGCAUCACCCACCCCGCCAGACCCCACCGCCCGCCCUUCCAACAACAACAACUCAUCACCCACGCGCCGCGCAAACCAGUCCGCGUGGCCGGGGGCCGGCACCGACGUCUCGCCCGUCAAGCGGCCCCAGAGGUCCCGCACCUUCCCCACCAGCAGCAGCAGCGGUGGCGGCGGGGGCCAGAGUCACCGUCGGCGGUCGUCAGGCUUCGGGGUGCCCGAGGAGCCGCCGCUGGACGUGCUCCUGCGCGACCUAGCGCUCACCCUCCCCGACGACGGCGACCUCGCCGACGCCGCGGCGCUCGGCUCGGCCCUGCGCUCCCGCGCCGCCAAGGCCGCCGACGUGGCGCGCGACGUGCAGGCCUCGUUCGAGGCCUCGGCCCAGCACCACCUGGCCGACUCGGCGCGCGCCGUCGCCAUGCUGCUCGAGGGCGUGCUCUCGGAAUCACCGGCGCAGCCGCCGCCCGCGACACAGCCUGGCGCCGGCGACGACGACGACGACGACGACGUCGUGGGCACCGCGCUCGGGGACCCGGACAUCGAGGCCUCGCUCGCCGUGCUGAACCACGAGGUCGACCGCGUCGCCGCAAAGGUCCGGGCCGCCGAGGCGGAGCUGCGGGCCCGCCAGGCCGCCGCGGGCGCGGGGAAGAGGUCCGCGUCCAAGCAGGAGGAGAUGGUCAGGCGCUGGGGGCCUGUUCGCUGAGGCCAUGUGGUCUGCUACGGGCGGUGCAUUUACUCGGUGGCCUGGCGCUUACCACAUUGACGGCACGCCUACUGUCAGGGUAGUAGGCGUUGUGGCAGACGAUGGAAGCAUUUUCUUUUUAGUUGUUAUAACACAUUUAUCGCACAUGUAGUCCCGGGGUAUAUCAUCCAGCAUACGGAGAGAUUAUAACGAGAACUUGUAUGAAACGACGACAUCUUCGUUACUCCCCACCAGUCCCUUCUUCACCGCGCUGGUAGAUAAGACCUCAAGUAAACAACCCCUUUCAGUUACUCAAGGCGGCAAAGCCACUGGACCCCGGGCGCUUGAGUAUGGCUAGUCCAUACUGCUUGUACGGUGUCCCCGGGGCGGAAGAGGGAGGAAUGCAUCACGUGGGGAUUGGGAUCUGAUGUUGCAGCGACCUAGGUCGGUUGGACCCAAUCUGCCGUCGGGGUUUGGUUUUGCGAUCCGGCACCAAGUCACGUC
Gaeumannomyces tritici R3-111a-1 is the source of this 1834-nucleotide messenger RNA. RefSeq lists its product as hypothetical. Bases 290 to 1351 code for a protein of 353 amino acids. The record is from RefSeq and is a predicted model, not a curated record. Lineage: Eukaryota; Fungi; Ascomycota; Sordariomycetes; Magnaporthales; Magnaporthaceae. The transcript is spliced from 2 exons.